CCAUCAACCUGGUUUAUACGUGCUCGACACACUGUUUUCCGUUCUAGUCAUUGGAACUUUAGUUGUUAUUGUCUGGAGAGGAGUAUGGGGAAUAAUGGAUAUAACAUUUUACCCGUUCGACCGGACAAAAUCAUCUUGGAGUUCUUUGAUUCUUGGCUACAUAAUCGUCGUCAUAACAUUCGUUAUUAAACCUAUUAUACGCUGCAUAUGCAAGAAAAUUGACGGAAUAUGUAAAUUAAUUAUUUGUGACAUGUUCUAUUUUUUAAUAUUUUUUGGAGCUGUAAAUGCUUGGCGAGGAAUAUGGAACCUGUUGGAUAUUUACGUAUAUCCAGGUAAGUAUAACGCAAAAAAUAAAAUACUAAGCUAUUGGUUAACACAUCUAAUACCAUUCCUUGUACUUGCUGCCCUGAAAUGCUCUAAUUCAGUAUUAGUGCGUGGGGUUUUCAUUGAUGCAGAAGGUACAUCCGAUGAAUGUGUAACUAUUCCAAUAAAUUAUGUUAAACUACAUUUUGAAAGAGAACGCAAAAAGAAAUGUAUAUAUAUGUGCCAUCAGACGGACAUGAAGAAAAAGGCGAAUAAGGAUGGUCAAAUCAGUUUACUCGAGAAGUCUGAGAAAGUAGUAAUUAAAAAGCAAGCUGGCAAAGAUGCAACACGCCUUGUAUAACCAAUAUACAUAGAUGCAUGUAUGAAAUAUUUUCUACAUGAGAAGUAUGUACAUCCAACCGUGCGCGUUAAUAGAUAUGUGAUUUACCAGAAGGAAAAAGAGGAA
Bactrocera latifrons is the source of this 769-nucleotide messenger RNA. RefSeq lists its product as uncharacterized. Gene Ontology annotation, cellular component: presynaptic membrane. Lineage: Eukaryota; Metazoa; Arthropoda; Insecta; Diptera; Tephritidae. The transcript has 3 exons. The coding region runs from base 95 to 664 and encodes 189 amino acids. The record is from RefSeq and is a predicted model, not a curated record. Gene Ontology annotation, biological process: clustering of voltage-gated calcium channels; neuromuscular synaptic transmission; neuron-neuron synaptic transmission.